Messenger RNA from Malurus melanocephalus (red-backed fairy wren), 4712 nucleotides. RefSeq names its product NAD(+) hydrolase SARM1-like. NCBI's taxonomy places the organism in Eukaryota, Metazoa, Chordata, Aves, Passeriformes, Maluridae. Gene Ontology annotation, cellular component: dendrite. Gene Ontology annotation, molecular function: NAD+ nucleosidase activity; signaling adaptor activity; protein binding. The transcript is spliced from 9 exons. Gene Ontology annotation, biological process: signal transduction; response to axon injury; negative regulation of MyD88-independent toll-like receptor signaling pathway. The coding region runs from base 528 to 2675 and encodes 715 amino acids. The record is from RefSeq and is a predicted model, not a curated record.
AGAUAGAUAGAUAGAUAGAUAGAUAGAUAGAUAGAUAGAUAGAUAGAUAGAUAUCACUAUCUACUCGUGUAAAAAGUCACUUUCCCUUUUUUUUUCCAUAAGCACCGAAAGGCCACAAUCAGAGAAUCACAGAAUUUAGGCUGGAAAAGCACUCUAAGCCCGACUCCAGCCCUGCCAAGCCCCACCAGCGAGCCAUGCCCCAAGCGCCACAUCCACGCUUUUCUGUUAAACCCUUCCGGGGUCGCAGGCAGGUGAUGUCCGGGGGGAUCUGCAGCGGGAGGGGGCUGCAGCUGCCGGCACCGAGCCCCUCCUCGCAGAGGCGGCGCCUGCGCCCGGUGACAUCAGCCCCGGGCCCCGGGAUGCUGAGCCCGGCUCGGGGAAGGCGGAUCCCGCUCCGCUCGCAGCUCCGCAUCCCGACAGGGCGGAGGGGCCAGCGGGGCGCAUCCCCCCAUCCCGUGCCCCCCGCCCGGCCACCCGCAUCCCCGCGGGCGCCGAGGGGAGCGGGGAUGCCGCGGUAGCAGCCGCCGAUGCUCGCCCUGCUGCUGUCGCUGCACACCCUGGGCCGGUCCCUGGCCAUGGCGAGCGCGGAGCGGCUGGCGGUGCCCGAGUGUGUGAGCCGGGCGAGCGGCUGGGCGAGCGGGGGCAGCGGCCCGGGGCACGACGGGGUCUCCCCCGGGGUGGGCACCGAGGUGCGGGAGGCGCUGGAGCGGGUCCUGCCCGUGCUCCGCCGCUCCAUCGCCCACGCCACGCAGGCGGCCACCCCCGAGGGGCUGCGGGCAGCCCUGUCCGAGGUGUUCCGGCUGGUGGAGGAGGCCUGGGCCAUGCCGGCCGUGGGCAGGGACGUGGCCAAGGUGCUGUGCGAUGUGAUCCGCCUGGAGGGGGGCCUGGACCUGCUGCUGCACCUGCUCUACACCGCCGAGCUGGAGGUCAAGUGCCAGGCGGGGAAACUCCUGGAGCAGAUCCUGGUGGCAGAAAACCGGGACCGGCUCGCCCGGGUCGGUCUGGGCGUCAUCCUCAACUUGGCCAAGGAGCGGGACAUCCCUCAGCUUGCCCGGAGCCUCUCGGGCAUCCUGGAGCACAUGUUCAAACACACGGAGGAGACCUGCUCGCAGCUCAUCUCCGACGGGGGCCUGGACACCGUGCUGUACUGGUGCCGCUGGACAGACCCCGCCGUGCUGCGCCACUGCGCCAUGGCCCUGGCCAACUGCGCCAUGUACGGUGGCCACGCCAACCAGCGACUGAUGAUCGAGAAGAAAGCAGCCGAGUGGCUUUUCCCGCUGGUGUUCUCCAGGGACGACGAGCUGAUCCGGCUGCACGCCUGCCUGGCCAUCACCGUGCUGGCCACCAACAAGGAGAUUGAGAAGGAGGUGGAGCGCUCGGGCACGCUGGCGCUGGUGGAGCCCUUCAUUGCCUCGCUGGACCCGGAGCGCUUCGCCCGCGAGAUGCUGGGCAGCAGCGACAACGUCCAGGGCCGGACGGCGCAGGAUCUGCAGCGCCUGGUGCCGCUGCUGGACAGCUCCCGGCUGGAGGCUCAGUGCAUCGCCGCCUUCUACCUCUGCACCGAGGCCACCAUCAAAGCCACACAGAAGAAAACACAGAUCUUCAGUGAGAUUGGGGCGACGCAGAGCCUGAAGAGGAUUGUGUGCUAYUCCACCAGCAGCACCACCUCCUCACUAGCCAAAAAGGUGCUGCGCCUGAUAGGGGAGGAGGUUCCUCGGCGCAUCCUGCCCACCGUUCCCAACUGGAAGUCCUGCGAGGUGCAGACAUGGCUGCAGCAGAUCGGGUUCAACAAAUACUGCCAGAGAUUCCUGGAUCACCAGGUUGAUGGGGACAUUCUCCUGAGGUUGACAGAGCAGGAGCUGCAGAAGGAUUUGGGGAUGGACUCCAGCAUCACUCGGAAAAGGUUCUUCCGCGAGCUGACGGAGCUCAAGACCUUCGCCGACUACUCCACGUGUGACCGCAGCAACCUGGCCGACUGGCUGGGGGGCAUCGACCCCAAAUUCCGGCAGUACACCUACAACCUGCUCACCUGCGGCAUCGACCGCAACUUCCUGCACCGCGUCACGGAGCAGCAGCUGCAGGACGACUGCCACGUCCACACCGGCUUCCACCGCGUCCGCAUCCUCACCGCGGCCAGGGAGACGCUUCACUCCCCCAUCACGCUGCAAACGGCGUCCAAUGGCACCGAUGUGUUCAUCAGCUACCGCCGGAGCACCGGCUCGCAGCUGGCCAGCCUGCUGAAGGUGCACCUGCAGCUCCACGGCUUCAGCGUGUUCAUCGACGUGGAGAAGCUGGAGGCGGGGAAAUUCGAGGACAAGCUGAUCCAGAGCGUCCUGAGCGCACGGAACUUUGUGCUGGUCCUCUCGCCCCACGCGCUGGAUAAAUGCAUGGAGGACCCCGAGUGCAAGGACUGGGUGCACAAGGAGAUUGUGACAGCCCUGAACUCUGGAAAGAACAUUGUCCCUGUCACAGACCAUUUCGAGUGGCCGGACCCAGAGACGCUCCCCAAGGACAUGAGGGCCGUGCUGAAAUUUAAUGGCAUCAUGUGGUCCCACGAGUACCAGGAGGCCACCAUCGACAAAAUCAUCCGUUUCCUCCAGGGCCGCUCCUCCCGGGACUCCUCAGCCGGUUCGGAGAACGGGCUGGACUGUUUGCUGUCACUGGGGCAGAGCUAGAGCUAGAGCCAGCCCAGCAGCCCCAGAGACUCGAGGGACCCCUUUUUGUGUGGGUCCAGAUUUAUCCCUCCUUUUUCCCAUCUUUGAGAGAAAACUCGUGGCUCUUUACCCCCUCCUCACCCUCCAAAUACAAGCCCCUGUGCCCCCAAAGGCUGGUCCUCACUCCCACGGUGCCUGGAUGGCAAGCCAGGAUGGAUCUGUGGCUACCACACCCUCCUGUGGGCUGGCAGGACAUGCACGGGGUGUGAGGAACCCUGGCACCAUCCAGACCCCACAAGCAGCUGCAGCUUCCCCCAGAAACUCAUCCAGAGAGGAUUUUCUGAGAGCUGAAAAUUGAGGAACUGGUGAGAAUCCAUCCCAAGAGGACACACGGGGGAGAAGAGCGACUGGGAGGAACUUGUGGCUCUGCUGUGUGCCCCGAAAAUACUCUCAUGGUCAGAAACUGAGAGCAGGAAAGGACAAAUAAAAGCUAAGCCCUAAAAACCCCCUUGUGUUUGGGGAAGAUAACCCACAGGGGCCUCCUGAGCUGUGCUAUCUUUCCCAGCAAUAUCCCUUUAUCACAAGAGCUCUUUCCCUCCUGGAGGAACUUCCACCUCCCAGUGCUGCAAAAGCCACGGUGUGCUCUUAACCCUGGCAAUGAAAUUUGGGCUUGGACCAUGUGGAGUUUCUGCAAGAUCUCUGCAAAAAGUGCUUUAAAAACACCCUCCUUCCCUCCACCUGAUGCCUGAGCUUCAGCACUGAAUCAGCUCUGUGCUUUCAGGGAAGCUGGAUUGUGACCCUGGAACGUUUUUAUAUCCGUGCAGGGAAGGUGCUGAUGGCUGUGCUUGUGGGGUUAUCACACACUGUGUAUUUUAUCCUGUCCCUGCCCCACAGCRGAUCUCCCGUGCUCUGUGCCUUCAGCAGGAGCUGCUGAACAUCCCUGACCACCCCACAGCCCUGGCUGAGCUCCUCAGGGCUGUCCCUACACUCUGCUGGAUGCAAUUCCGAAUGGAACUUCUUCCUAUCGACCUCUYCUCAACACCCACCAGGGCUUCUUGCAGCUCCUCACCUUAAAAUAUCAGGAAAAAGUAAAGUUGAUGCAAAGGGCUGCUCCAGCUGGGAGCAGAACCAUCAGUGCCAGCGCUGAUGAAGAACCAUGGGCAUCCUGGCACUGAAAAUCCCCAAAUUCCACACUCCAGGCUGCUGAAAUCACCCUGCAGAAGCAGCAAGCUCCUCUUCCUCUCCCUGCUCAAGAAAAACUCAAUCCUCUCAGGAGGUAACAAGCUGUUUCAGCCACUUUGUCCUCCUCCUGGCUCUCCCUGAAGCCCUGCUUUAACUGUCUGAAAAACAAACACUUUCUUCUUUUGGCUUAGCUCCACAGACAUUUCAGGAAAAAAAAAUUUAAAAAAGGAGUUAAUUCUGGUUCUUUAUGGAUAGUUCUUAUCAGCUCGCAGUUAAUGGCAUCUUUGCUCUCCAGUGAAAGGUUAAUAGCCAUAUCUGCCCAGCAUUCACCAGAAUUAGAAUCCAUCUAAUCUCCAGAUAUAAUAACAAGAAGCCAGCAGAUGAGCCCAAAGGUGAAUCUGCCCAAGGAUAAAAGCCUCUCGUGAGCUGCUUCAGGGAAAAGCCUCCAGUAACUGGAUGUGGCUGCUGAAGGAGUCCCACACAAACAGUCCUAAGGGUUUCUCUCCCUGCAAUAAUUCAGGUUAUUGUGAAUUGUUUCCCRGGGGCUCUGUAGCAAUUAAACCUCYUCACCCAGCGUUCCACGUGGAGAUUUACUCAUUCCCUACAGCUCAGGUGUCUCACCUGAAACCAGAUCCCAUCUCCUGCCCCAGCUGCCCAGACUGUGACUCCUCCAAUUUCCCCAUAAUUAAUCCUCACCUUGAUGAACUUGCCCUGCUUUCUUGGCAAAACAUCCCAUCCCCAGCUGGGGCAGUCCCAAGGAAAUGAAUCCAUCUGUCCUCACCCUCCCUCAUCCCUUCGCUCUGCCAUCUCUAAAGUGUUUGGAGUUAUCCUAUCAGGCUUUAUUAUUAAUAAAUCUGGUUUUUACUUUAAAUCCUC